Molecule: messenger RNA, 483 nt
Organism: Lottia gigantea (owl limpet)
Lineage: Eukaryota; Metazoa; Mollusca; Gastropoda; Lottiidae
Exons: 3
Coding region: 1-483 (160 amino acids)
Source: RefSeq, a predicted model, not a curated record
AUGGUGAAAAUCUUAACAACGAUCGGUACCUUUUUGAUAAUUUUGUUUAUGACACCAAUUAAGGGUUUAGAUAGAGACCACUGGGGAACACAUUUUGUUCUCACCUUCUUGGCGUACCAUGAUACAGAUAUCAAGAAUGAGGUAGUUAUAACGGCAAGAGAACAAUGUAACGUUUCUGUUAUAUUCCAUGGAACCAAUAUCGAACAUUUCAUUGAACUUGCUGCUGGAAAAUCACAGAUAUAUACUUAUGAUGAUAUCAUAACUUUAGAGCCAUUUCAUCAAGUUUUACCAAAGAAAGCCGUAUCUGUGGAAAGCUCCCGCAGUGUAUCUGUGUUUGGAAUGUCAAGAUCGAAGAAAUACGGCGAUGGUUUUUUAGCAUUGCCUACUCUGGGGCUCGGUACAGAAUAUAUAACCGUUAACUGUAACUCGACUGGAGGUUGUGAGUAUCAUGAUAUACAUAUUUCUAAAUGUAUUGCCAUGUAG